Molecule: messenger RNA, 450 nt
Organism: Penicillium crustosum
Lineage: Eukaryota; Fungi; Ascomycota; Eurotiomycetes; Eurotiales; Aspergillaceae
Exons: 2
Coding region: 1-450 (149 amino acids)
Source: RefSeq, a predicted model, not a curated record
AUGUCACCAACGAACCACUCGCCAAUACUCACAAUACAUCGACAACCACCGCAGCUCUUCAAAUUGCACGCUCGUUCCUUCCGUGCCGCGAGACUGCCCGGGUUUGGCGAACCUAUGGGCUUCUACAAGCCCUUUGAUUCAUCAACGAAACAACCAAGUGAGGUACUCUUUCCGAACCGGGCCAUUUUCUCAAAUGAGUUUUUCAACCCGGUCGGUUUUAAUGAGGCCUCACCGAACAUUGGACAACUUCAUGGAGGGACGUCUUUAUGGAUAGCGAUUACAUGUUGCAUAUACCUUUUGUUACAGAGGCCGUCAUUGGGUCGUCGUUCAUGUUAUUUGGGGGAGUCUUUUGGAGAUAUCAUUCAUGUAUCUAGUCCGAGAAAAAUCAAAGCAAAUCUGCUCAAUAUCUGUGUCACAUGUCUGCAUGUUGGCCUAUUCUGGGAUCGAUGA